Messenger RNA from Ceratitis capitata (Mediterranean fruit fly), 443 nucleotides. Its product is annotated as larval cuticle protein 8. The transcript is spliced from 2 exons. Lineage: Eukaryota; Metazoa; Arthropoda; Insecta; Diptera; Tephritidae. The record is from RefSeq and is a predicted model, not a curated record. Gene Ontology annotation, cellular component: chitin-based extracellular matrix. Gene Ontology annotation, molecular function: structural constituent of chitin-based larval cuticle. Bases 30 to 347 code for a protein of 105 amino acids.
UACCGUCGUCUGCACAACCUAAAAUCAAAAUGAAAUUCGUCAUUGUUUUCGUUGCUCUAUUCGCUCUGGCCUACGCCGCACCAGCUGCUCCAGAAGCCGAAAUCGUUGAAUUGAGAUCUGAAGUAGAGCCAGAGAAAUACAGCUACUCCUUGAAGACCAGCGAUGGUACCUCAAAGGACGAAGAAGGUCAUUUGGAAAAUGUUGGCGCUGAGGAUGAGCACAUUGUUGCCCGCGGUUCAUACUCUUUUGUUGCUGAUGAUGGUCAGACCUACACCGUCACCUACAUCGCUGACCAGAACGGUUUCCAACCCCAAGGCGCUCAUUUGCCCGUCGCCCCUGAGGCUUAAGUCUAUUAUAUAAUAGUUCGGGUUUGAUUGGUGGAAGUGUUAUUAGUUUAUAAGGGGAAAAAAUGAUGUUGAAUAAAUGAUGACAAAAUACUCAAA